AGUAAUAAAAAAAUUCUAACAUAUUUUCGUUUUCGCUAAAAAAACAAAAGAAUUUCGGCCCGAGUCUGAAGGGACUGCGAGGGAAGCAAAGCAGGCGCAACUCCGCAAAAUCUUUGUUCCCACCAACCAUCUUCUGGACGGAUUCCCCAAAGCUCUUCUUUUCAUUUCCUUUCUCUCCCUAAAUCUCCCAUUUAGAUCUCCCAUCGAAUUAAAACUACCAACAAAAUGCAAAGCGCAGCGUUUUCUUUGUUUUCUCCCUCUUCUAUUCCUUCUCUCAAGCUGGGAAAAUUCGGCUCCAACCCUAGAUUUGAUCCUAUUCGUGUUUCCUCUUCAUUCUCCGAUUCCAAACAGCCUGAUCUUUCUGCUUCAAGCAAUGCUGUUUCGAUUCCUUCUUUGCCUAAGCGAUCGUGGUCUCUCUCCUCCUCCUCCGCCUUCCCGCUCCGGGCUUGGACCUCGGUUCCUUCCGAUUCCAAAGCGGACCUCUUUGAAGUUAAAGCUACGGUGGCGGAGAGUGCUGGUGAAGGUGAGAAGUCAGGUAGCUUGGCGAAGACUUUGGUGCUUGGAUUGCUGUUUGGAUUGUGGUACCUCUUCAAUAUCUACUUCAAUAUCUACAACAAACAGGUUCUUAAAGUCUACCACUACCCUGUAACUGUCUCUGUAAUUCAGUUUUCUGUUGGGACUGUUCUGGUUGUUCUAAUGUGGACUUUUAAUCUGUAUAAGAGGCCGAAAAUAACGGGUGCUCAGCUUGCAGCGAUUCUGCCACUUGCUGUGGUGCAUAUCUUGGGCAACCUCUUUACAAACAUGAGUCUAGGGAAAGUGGCUGUUUCGUUCACUCACACAAUUAAAGCUAUGGAGCCGUUCUUCUCAGUUGUGCUUUCUGCAAUGUUUUUAGGAGAGCUGCCUACUCUUUGGGUAGUUGGUUCCCUUUUACCAAUUGUUGGAGGAGUUGCACUUGCAUCUGUUACUGAGGCCUCUUUCAAUUGGGCUGGAUUUUGGAGUGCAAUGGCAUCCAAUUUGGCAAACCAGUCUCGUAACGUUCUCAGUAAAAAAGUCAUGGUUAAGAAAGAGGACUCACUGGACAACAUUACCCUCUUCUCAAUAAUAACAAUUAUGUCCUUUAUCUUGCUAGCCCCUGUGGCUAUUUUGAUGGAGGGUGUCAAGUUCACCCCUGCCUACUUGCAAUCUGCUGGUUUGAAUGUUAAAGAAGUUGUUGUAAGAACUCUACUCGCUGCUCUUUGCUUCCAUGCCUAUCAGCAGGUGUCUUAUAUGAUACUGCAAAGGGUAUCCCCAGUUACUCAUUCUGUAGGCAACUGUGUGAAGCGGGUGGUUGUUAUCGUCAGCUCUGUUCUUUUCUUUAAGACACCUGUCUUACCAAUUAAUUCUCUCGGCACUGGGAUUGCUCUUGCCGGAGUUUUCCUGUAUUCUAGGGUGAAGCGCAUUAAGCCAACGGCAAAGGCAGCUUAGAGGAUAUAUGUUUCAUGCCAUUGAUUGAAGGACUAGUUUGUAGUUUAGGCAAGAAACUUUAAUAGUCAGUUUGGUUUGCAUUUUCCCAUUUUGAUUUUUGUCCAUUUUCGUCUUUGGGAUAAUCUUAAUUCCUUUUGUGGAAUGACCCUUGAUUUUAUCAAAGAGCCAAUAUCGCUGCCGAAACAGUUGUAUUGGGCCUGAUAUAUGUUCCAAUGGUUCGUUGUACGAUUAAUUGGCUGUGGUGUAGUACAAUAAUUAUGGGUAAGGAAAGG
Durio zibethinus is the source of this 1736-nucleotide messenger RNA. RefSeq names its product triose phosphate/phosphate translocator, non-green plastid, chloroplastic-like. The record is from RefSeq and is a predicted model, not a curated record. Lineage: Eukaryota; Viridiplantae; Streptophyta; Magnoliopsida; Malvales; Malvaceae. Gene Ontology annotation, cellular component: membrane. Gene Ontology annotation, molecular function: transmembrane transporter activity. Gene Ontology annotation, biological process: transmembrane transport.